AGAAUUUCGAGGUUAGGACAGUGACAAUUUGAAAAUCUCGGUAAACAAAGUUAUUUUCGGGUUUUCCUGCUCAAUUUGGACGAUUGCCAGUUCGAUUUAAUAUGUCUGGGGUCAGUGUGGCGGUGCUGUGCCCCAAUGGGCGCAGGCAGACAGUCAAGUGCACCCCAAACACCACCAUUCUACAAGUGAUUGAAGAAGUGUGCAAGAAGCAGGGCCUGAACGCUGGCGACUACGACAUCAAGCACCAUAACAAGGUGCUCGACACCACCACAACCUUUAGGUUUUCGGGCCUGCCGAAUAACGCCCAGCUAGAACUAGCGGCGGCCCUAAAACAGCGGGCCGAGGGCAAUGUGACUUUGGCAGUUAAUCUUGAGGAUGGGUCUCGCGUCACAGGAACUUUCACGCCUAAUGCCACCCUGAUGCAGGUCUUGAACACCGUGUGCCCGGCCCGUGCCCUCCCAGACACUCACCCAGUAGUAGUCUACACCAGGAGGGAAAUCUAUGGCAGGGAACUGGAAAACUGCACCUUGCGAAGCCUGGGCUUGAUGGGGGGCCGAGCUAUGAUCAGGGUGCUGAAUCGCGACCCCGAUCUGCUGAGGGAACAGGCCAACGUCAGCGCCCCUUUGCCCGCAAAGCCUGCCGAAGAGAAGCCCUACAUUAGGAAGUUCCAGCCAGUUGAGACUCAGCCAGAGCAGACCCUGCCGGAAGGCAGCGCCACAGCCCAUGACUACGGCCAGGGCCAGACGCUGGGCGGCUCAGAAGGUAUGUUUCCACACAGCUCUACCCAAGAACCCAAGCGGGAAAAGACCCAAAAGAAGCCUCCAGUGGAUUACCUGAAGCUGGCCAGGGAGCGGCUCAAAUCCCCGGAGGGGGCCUCGGGCGCCCUUAAUCGGGACUUGGGGGGAAUGGAAGUGGACGCGCAGACAUCCAUCGAGCAGCAAAAGGGCAUAGAAGAGGAGUUUUUGUUUUGCGGCGAAAGACACGGAAUGGUGUUCUCGCUGGAGUCUGCACAAGCGGUGCCCAGUGAGGACCUGCCGGAUGAUUUCUUCGCCUUGACCAUCGACGACGCCAAGCGAAUUCUCCGGGACGUGAAGCUGAGCCGGCAUGCCCUGGAGAACCAGGAGCUGAAAACGUCGCGGCUGCGAGGCCUGGACGAGGCCAAGAAGCAGCUGCGCAGCCUAAAUAAGUACAAGAAGGCCAUAAUUCGCGUGCAAUUCCCUAACCGGACGGUGGUUCAGGGCAUCUUCAAGCCCACUGAGACUGUUCAGGAUGUGGUCGAGUUCGUCCGCAGCUAUUUGGAGGAUCAAACGGUGGAUUUCUACGUUUAUUCUACGCCCCCAAAGUGCGUGCUGGACAACCAGAGCAGUCUGUUGGAGAUUGGGUGUGUGCCAGGCGCUUUGCUCUAUUUCGGGGCCGAUGGGAAGGCCACAGGCGAGUUUCUAAAGGCGGAGCUGCUCAGCAGAUUCACCACUAACAGUGCGGCCAGCUUGGCCGCCGCCCGAAUCAGGCAGGAGAAUACCAGGCAAUUGGACUACCAGCAGCAGCAGGAUGAUGAGAUUUUGAUGGAAACUGAUGACUUGCCAGUCAACUGUGGCGCUGGGACCAGUCGGGAUGGUGAAGAAGCAGCUGAUCCAGUCCCUGAUCGGAAAUUAGUCAGCAACGCUGCAGAUUAUCCCAGGUGGUUCAAGCCAAUGUAGCUCGAUUUCAAUUAAAAGUGUUCAGUUUU
Molecule: messenger RNA, 1726 nt
Organism: Dendroctonus ponderosae (mountain pine beetle)
Lineage: Eukaryota; Metazoa; Arthropoda; Insecta; Coleoptera; Curculionidae
Product: tether containing UBX domain for GLUT4
Exons: 8
Coding region: 102-1697 (531 amino acids)
Molecular function (GO): protein binding
Source: RefSeq, a predicted model, not a curated record